Molecule: messenger RNA, 3411 nt
Organism: Syzygium oleosum
Lineage: Eukaryota; Viridiplantae; Streptophyta; Magnoliopsida; Myrtales; Myrtaceae
Product: probable inactive purple acid phosphatase 27
Exons: 13
Coding region: 251-2167 (638 amino acids)
Molecular function (GO): acid phosphatase activity; metal ion binding
Source: RefSeq, a predicted model, not a curated record
CCUCUUCAUUGUUUUUUUAUUCUUUAAGGUAGAUAAUACCCUCCUCCUCCAUAAAAACCAUAUAUAUAGUUAAUGUACAUCCAUAGGUAUUGGAUCCUAAACAUCCAACUCACGCCUCGGUCCUUCAAACGCAUUCCCUCUCUCUCUCUCUCUCUCUCUCUCGCUUUAUACUGAAUCACACCUCUCUUUCUUGUGAGUAUACAAAGAAAGCCUUCGGUUUCAUCCAUCCAAAGCAUUUUGCUUCUCCAAUAUGGAGCUCCACAUUCCCACACAACUCGCAAUCUUUUCUAUUUCCAUCAUACUUUUCACUUGCUUUUCUUCUUUUUCUUGUUCGUCCUCGUCGUCGUUGUCACCGUCGAACUUGCACCCGUUGGUGGUUGACUCCGCGCUCGAGCAUCUCAACUACACCGCCAUAUCUGAGUUCCGGUUGCUGAACAGAAGGCGAAUUCUCCAGUGCAGCGACCCGAACCCGUAUCUCCAAAUCAAUGUCAGUGGCAACACCGCCGUCGGGAAUGAGGAGUAUCUCACGGUUAACGUAACCGGGGUCCUGGUUCCAGCAGACUCCGACUGGGUCGCCAUGAUUUCCCCAUCGGACGCCGACGUCUCGGAUUGUCCACUGAACAAGGCUCUGUAUGUAGAGACCGGUGAUCUUAGUGAUCUUCCUCUUCUAUGCCAUUAUCCUGUCAAGGCACAAUACGUGAGCAAUGAUCCGGACUAUCUGAGCUGCAAGAAGAAGGAAUGCAAGGAGUACAAGGAUGGUAAAUGUGCCGUGACCACAUGUGGCGGCACCUUGACGUUUCACGUUGUAAACAUCAGAACCGACAUCGAGUUUGUGCUGUUUGCUGGAGGGUUUGCAACACCAUGUGUGUUGAAGAGAUCAAACUCUUUGACUUUUGCGAACCCGAACCAACCGCUCUAUGGCCAUCUCUCCAGCAUUGACUCGACCGGGACCUCGAUGAGGAUUACAUGGGUUAGUGGAGACAAGGAACCCCAAGAGGUGCAAUAUGGAGAUGGGAAAUCACAAACUUCCGAAGUUAGUACAUUUUCACAAGAUGAUAUGUGCAGUAAUGUGCUACCUAGUCCUGCCAAAGAUUUCGGUUGGCAUGACCCCGGUUACAUUCAUUCAGCCGUGAUGACGGGACUGCAGUCUUCUACCUCUUAUUCUUACAAAUACGGAAGUGAUUCAGCUGGUUGGAGUGAACAAGUUCAGUUCAGGACACCCCCGGCAGGAGGAUCAAAUGAACUCAAAUUUCUUGCAUUUGGGGAUAUGGGAAAAGCCCCUCUGGAUGAUUCAGUCGAGCACUACAUUCAGCCAGGAUCAGUCUCGGUGGCAAAGGCAGUGUUGGAUGAUGUAGACUCAGGCAAUGUGGAUGCCAUCUUCCAUAUCGGAGACAUAAGCUAUGCCACAGGCUUCUUAGUGGAGUGGGAUUUCUUCCUCCACCUCAUCAGCCCUUUUGCCUCCCGAGUUUCCUACAUGACUGCAAUUGGGAACCACGAAAGAGAUUAUGGGAGCUCAGGAUCAGUGUACUUGACUCCGGACUCAGGUGGGGAAUGUGGCAUUGCUUAUGAGACAUACUUCCCUAUGCCAACCCCAGCGAAGGACAAGCCAUGGUAUUCCAUAGAACAAGCCAGUGUUCAUUUCACUGUGAUUUCAACCGAACACGACUGGUCUGAAAAUUCAGAGCAGUAUCAAUGGAUGAAAGGGGACAUGGCUUCAGUCGACCGAUCUAAAACUCCUUGGUUAGUUUUCAUGGGGCACAGGCCGAUGUACACUUCUGAUUCCGGAGGAGGUGCUGACCAAAGCUUUCUUGAAGCUGUAGAGCCGUUGCUAUUGGACAACAAGGUUGAUCUAGUUCUGUUUGGCCAUGUUCAUAACUAUGAAAGAACAUGCUCGGUUUACCAAAAUCAGUGUAAAGCCAUGCCAAAGAAAGAUCAAAGCGGGAUUGAUACUUAUGAUCACAGAAAUUAUAGCGCACCUGUGCAAGUGGUUAUUGGUAUGGCCGGGUUCAGUCUGGAUGACUUCUUAGAUGAGCCAAGUGACUGGAGUUUGAUAAGGAUUUCCAAAUUCGGCUAUUUCAGAGGUCAUGCAACUCCAGAAGAGUUACAACUAGAGUAUGUGAAUGCCAACACGAGGAAGGUCGAAGACAUCUUCCGCAUCACCCGAUAACCCGACUUUUCAAGUGAGCAGGAAGGCACUGCAGGCGAGUACAGGCGGCCAUCGCUACAUAGACGUACACUUCUACAUUGUACUUUACACAGACAAAACAUACAGAUAACUUGUGCCUGUACACAAGUAAUAAAUCUUGAUUGUCCCGUGACCUAAUCGACUGCUCUUGAUCUGUCAUGAGGGAAUACAAAUUCAUGAUUUCAGUACUCAUGCGAGCAACCUAACAAGAUGUGUCUGAUGGAGAAGUGAUCUCUCCUUCCGAGCGAGAAACUCUUAAUAGUUAUUAUAAUCUUUCAAAAAAUUGUUAAAUAUUUAUGCAAAUAUAAGUGAUUUAAACUGACGAAUUUUCAAAAUUUUUCGUCAUGAAUAUAAUGCAAUGUAAUAAAAUUCAUAAACAGCUUAGUAAUCUUAAAUUUUCUUUUGAAUUGUUUAAGUCACUAUCACUUAAGAGUAAUGACAGUCGACCAACCUUGGUCAUGAAUAUGAUCAGCAAAGCAUAAUUUUCUAAAUUACAGAUGCAGGUGUUUUUAUGUUUGUUCCCAUUAUUUUACUUUGCCUGUGAAAAUGUACGUGCGCGUACAUGAACCUUCUUAGUUCUCUCAAUGGUUCUGAAAAUUAUAUCCAACACCCUUUGUUAUGCCCCGAAUAUGUGCUAGACAGUGCGAUCGGACCAAACUAUUUUCUUGAGUCACCGGUGAAAUCAGGCAUGUAAGCAACAAGCAACUUUUAUUCCCAGAAAAUGAUGAUAAAUAAAGUCUUAGUUGAUCUUCCUACAAUUCUUCUUGAUUUCACCAUUUGAUUCGGUGAGGGGCUUGAUGUCGCCCAUCUUGAUCAUGGCCCCGGCGAAGUUGGAGCUGAAGGUGCUCGGGCUGCUGGCAUAAAUCCUCACGAGCGAGUCGGUGGAACCGCCAUUGAAGAGCUGCUGGUCGGAGUGAAGCAAGCCUUGUUCUGGAGGAGGUUCUUGUAGUAAUUGUUGUCGAACAUGGUGCGAGACUGCAAGUCGAGAGGCGCCACAUUGUUGUCCCCUGAGCCAGCUAUGCUCGGGCAGUUGUUCUGCCUUGUCUGGGCGAAGGAAGGGUCCAGGUUAGUCUCAUUGUAGAUCCUGGUUCUGAAGUUCGUGCACAUUGCUUGUCCUAUCGUAUGUGAACCUGUUUUUACGGAUUUGGUGAUUUAGUAUCUUUUUUUCUCCAGGUACAAUCAAAGUAAAGAAAAUGUUUUUUUAUGAGUGUACAUACCUGAUAAAG